Messenger RNA from Carlito syrichta (Philippine tarsier), 3351 nucleotides. It is a transcript of the gene SENP1, whose product is annotated as SUMO1/sentrin specific peptidase 1. Gene Ontology annotation, molecular function: deSUMOylase activity. The record is from RefSeq and is a predicted model, not a curated record. Gene Ontology annotation, biological process: protein desumoylation. Lineage: Eukaryota; Metazoa; Chordata; Mammalia; Primates; Tarsiidae. Gene Ontology annotation, cellular component: nucleus. The coding region runs from base 394 to 2424 and encodes 676 amino acids. The transcript is spliced from 18 exons.
CGGCCGCGCUCUGGCCGGUGGCCGUUAGUUAGGCUACUUGAGGCCGUUCCUCAGGCCUCUCUCUCCCGGGCCGCGGGGAGGCUGUCUCCCUGCCGUCACGGCGGGCCCCAUCCCAGCGCCCAGCCUUACUUGCGGGGAAGAGGCCGUUGGGAUUCCGGGCUUUCCCGCCAGAGCGGGGUCUUGUCUCUGAGGAGAGCUUUUUCCACCUGGGAGCUCAGCUUUCUGUUACACCUGCUUCACCUCCCGCCUUCCUUGAGAUCUGAGCGAUAUUUCUCGACUACUGCGUCUCACGUAAACAUCUCUCCAACUCUUUCACUCUGUGGUCUCUCCCUGAGAUGCGAUAUCGCUAGUGCCACCGCCAGAAAGAACCGUCCGGACCCUCCUGCCCAGGUUAUGAGAAUCCCCCUAACUGCCACAGUUUGCUUACCUGGCUCAUCGCCUCCGGGACUUUGUGUCUUUGCUAAAGUCAGUGAUGUGAAAAGACUUGACAUGGAUGAUAUUGCUGCCAGGGUAAGGAUGGAUGCUGGAGAAGUAACUUUAGUGAACCACAGCACCAUAUUCAAAACUCACCUCCUGCCACAAACAGGUUUUCCAGAGGACCAGCUUUCGCUUUCUGACCAGCAGAUUUUACCUUCCAGGCAAGGAAAUUUGGACCGAUCUUUUACAUGUUCCACAAGAAGUGCAGCUUGUAAUCCAAAUUACUACUCAGACAACUCUUCCCCAGACAGUUUUCUUGGCUCAGGCGACUUAAGAACCUUUGGCCAGAGUGUAAAUGGUCAGUGGAGAAAUUCCACUCCAACAUCAAGCUCAACUUUACAAAAAUCAAGAAACAGCCGAAGUCUUUACCUCGAAACACGAAAGUCCUCAAGUGGAUUAUUAAACACUUUUACGGGAAAGUCAAACCAUCACUGCCAUGUAUCUGCAUAUGAAAAAUCUUUUCCUAUUAAGCCUGUUCCAAGUCCAUCUUGGAGUGGUUCAUGUCGUCGAAGCCUUUUGAGCCCCAAGAAAAUUCAGAGGCGACAUGUUAGUACAGCAGAAGAGACUGUUCAAGAAGAAGAAAGAGAGAUUUACAGACAGCUGCUACAGAUGGUCACAGGGAAACAGUUUUCUGUAGCCAAACCCACCACACAUUUUCCCUUACACCUGUCUCGAUGUCUUAGUUCCAGUAAAAAUACUUUGAAAGAUUCACUGUUUAGAAAUGGAAACUCUUAUGCAUCUCAGAUUAUUGGCUCUGAUACUUCAUCAUCUGGAUCUGCCAGCAUUUUAACUACCCAGGAACAGCCAUCCCACAGUGUAUAUCCCCUAUCGUCUUAUACCCCAGAUGUUGCAUUUGGAUCCAAAGAUUCUGAUUCUCCCCAUCAACCUCACCAUCACCACUCUCUUCCACAUCAGCCAGAUAACUUCCCAGCUUCAAAUAUACAAUCUGAAGGAUCAGACUCUGUGAUUUUACUGAAAGUGAAAGAUUCCCAGACUCCAACUCCCAGUCCUACUUUCUUCCAGGCAGAGCUGUGGAUCAAAGAAUUAACUAGUGUUUAUGAUUCUCGAGCACGGGAAAGAUUGCGCCAGAUUGAAGAGCAAAAAGCACUAGCAUUGCAACUUCAAAACCAGAGAUUGCAGGAACAGGAACAUUCAGUACAUGAUUCAGUAGAACUGCAUCUUCGUGUACCUCUUGAAAAGGAGAUCCCUGUCACAAUCACCCAAGAAACAGAAAAAAAAAGUCAUAAGUUAACUGAUAGUGAAGAUGAGUUUCCUGAAAUUACAGAGGAGAUGGAGAAAGAAAUAAAGAAUGUAUUUCGUAAUGGGAACCAGGAUGAGGUUCUUAGUGAAGCAUUCCGCUUGACCAUUACACGCAAAGAUAUUCAAACUCUAAAUCAUCUGAAUUGGCUCAACGAUGAGAUCAUCAAUUUCUAUAUGAACAUGCUGAUGGAGCGAAGUAAAGAGAAAGGAUUGCCAAGUGUGCAUGCAUUUAAUACCUUUUUCUUCACUAAGUUAAAAACGGCUGGUUAUCAGGCAGUGAAACGUUGGACAAAGAAAGUAGAUGUAUUUUCUGUUGACAUUCUUUUGGUGCCCAUUCACCUGGGAGUACACUGGUGUCUAGCUGUUGUGGACUUUAGAAAGAAGAAUAUUACCUAUUAUGACUCUAUGGGUGGGAUAAACAAUGAAGCCUGCAGGAUCCUCUUGCAAUACCUAAAGCAAGAAAGCAUUGACAAGAAAAGGAAAGAGUUCGACACCAAUGGCUGGCAGCUCUUCAGCAAGAAAAGCCAGGAAAUUCCACAGCAGAUGAAUGGAAGUGACUGUGGGAUGUUUGCCUGCAAAUAUGCUGACUGUAUUACCAAAGACAGACCAAUCAACUUCACACAGCAACACAUGCCAUACUUUCGGAAGCGGAUGGUCUGGGAGAUCCUCCACCGAAAGCUCUUGUGAAGACUGUCUCAGCAGACAUUGACCUUUUGGCAGACCAGCUCUUUGUUGUCUACAAGCCGGAGACCUUGGAAACAGCUGCUCCCAGCCCUCUGUUCUUAUAAACAGCCUUGAUCCUGGACCAGGCCCUGGCGAGAUGCAUUCACAAGCACAUCUGCCUUUCCUUUUGUAUCUCAGAUACUAUUUUUGCAAAGAAACUUUGGUGCUGUGAAAGGGGUGAGGGUCAUCCCUAAGCUGAAGAGAGAGACUGCUUUUCACUUCUUCAGUUCUGCCAUCUUGUUUUCAAAGGGCUCCAGCCUCACUCGGUCCCUAACUAGGGAACUGAGAAAGCUUGGAAAGAAUCUUGGUUUCAUAUGAACUCUUGUGGUUAGGCCUUACUAAGAAGUAGGAAAGGGCAUGGGCAAAACACUUGGGGUAAAAACCACCAGCAUAUACGUGCACAUACGCAUACAUGAUUUUCAAGAUGUGUUGUCAGGAAUGUGACUGUAAACUGGACUUUGGGGCGCACGCAUAAGCCCCCUCCUCCAGGACUUUUCCUAUUUAUAUGUCCCUAUAUGUCACCCAUCUGCUUCUAUACAAGGCUAUUUUAUCUUAUAGCUUCAUUCCAUCCUGAGGCACAGCACAUGAGCCCUGGACAGACCUCAAAGUUCCAAGCAGUCCUUUUCUUAAAAGCAGGUGUUUGCAUGUGCUAACAACACAUGAUAUGGGGAUGACCCACCCAGGGAGCGGUCCAGUGGAGCAACAAGCACCACUUUAACUGUUGCCUACUGACCAAGAAGAAGGACCUUAGUCUUUAGCAUAAAAUUCCAGUGUUGGAUGAAUGCAGGUCUAGUUUGGUCUGUGGCUAGUUAGUUUAAAUAUAUUUCUAACCACAGAGAAUUUCAUAUAUAUAUAUAUAUAUAUAUAUAUAUAUAUGUAUAUAUAUAUAUA